AAAGAACACAUUACGUCGGGAAAUAAAAGCAGAUAUGGAAAGGAUGAAUAGGAACUGGAAGGAGCUAGAAAGGAUUGCCCAAGACAGGGUUGAAUGGAGAAUGCUGUUGAGCGGCCAAUGCUCCUUCACGAGGAGUAACAGACGUAAAAUUAAGAAAAUGAUGUGUGUUUCAUUAUCAAGAGAAUUUUGGCAGAAAAUAUUUAUUACAUUAAAUACUUUAUUUGUUAUAUUUAACAUUAUACUACUUAUAUUAGGUAUAAUAACACAAAAUACUUUAUCAAAAUAUACAACCAUUUUAAAUACAUCAAUACCAGCUAUCAUUCCAACUAUUCUAUUUACUGGAUGUUUCGGUAUCAUAGCUGCAUUAAUUGGAUAUAUUGGAUUAUGGAAACCAAUGAAUUCAAUUGCUUUAAUACAUAUUAUUAGCUUGUGUAUUGUUACACUUAUUGAAAUUGGUAUAGCAACAACAUCAGCUGUAAUGUAUGAUCAAUUCUAUACAACUACUCAUAGUGCAUUAUUAGAUAGUGUGAAAUUCUAUUAUGAAAAACCUCAAUAUGAAAUGGAAAUGGAUCAUUUACAAAGUGAAUUUAAAUGUUGUGGAGCUGAAUCUUAUUUGGAUUAUAGAAAAUUGGGUUUGAAUAUACCAUUCUCUUGUAUCAUCGGUUAUUUAGUUUAUGCAAGAGUAAGUCAAUAUAUGGAUUAUUUCUUAAUAAAUUAAACUGAUAUAUAUGUUAUACAAUUUCAUUGUAUUCUAGGAUUUUUCCUAAACUGAUGAAUUUCGUGGAUUAGUUAAAGUUAGACAUUAACACCGUUGAAUGCCAGUUCAGUGGUCUAGUGUUUAAGAGCUCGCCUGCGAGACUGAUAAGUCCUGGGUGGGAAUCCCAUGAGGCAGGGAUGUAAAGUCACACAAUAGGACGAAACUGUACUUCCACGUUUCCCAUGAUGGUCUAGCUUUAAUUGAUUCAUGAUAUCAACUAUUGAAAUCGAAUUCAUAUGGUAUUGUUUUACUUGAAUCUUCUCAUUGAUAUUUAGGACUACAAUCGACCAGUAUCUUAUUGGCAUAUGUGCAUACUGAGCGUAUUGACUUAAUUGACAAGUAUUAUAAACAAAGAUAGAUGGUGGUUAACAGUCUAAUCCAGGAUGCGCGUUUCGUCCUGUCUGAGGCUCGUCAGCUGGAUGUAGCUGUACCUCAGAGUUGGUGUUCACCCUGGGACUCGAACCCAGUAUCGUUCACUUCAAACGCCAUCACGUUAUCCACUUAGCUACUGAGUCCUGAUAGCUACGUGCUUGUGCGAUGGGGUGAAGUUUUAAUACAAUUCGUAUUGUUUGUUUGAAAGUUGGCGUUUGAAUAGAACGGUACUGGGUUCUAGUCCUGGAGUGAAUAUCAACUUUGUGAUGCAGGUACAUCUAGCCGACCAGUCCUAAAUAGGACGAAAAGCGCGUCAAACUGGAUUCUACUACUGGACACUAUCCAUCUUUGCUUAUAAUGCUUGUAAAUUAAGGAAAUAUCGAGGCAAUCCGCAUAAUAUGCACAUAUGGCAAUAAGAGAUUGAUCAAUUACAAUCCUAAAUAUUAAUGGGAAGAUUCAAGUAAAUAAUAUCAAGUCAAGUUAAACUUCACCCCAUUGCUCAAGCAAAUGGCUAUCACUAGCUAAGUAGAAAAUUCAAUAACGUUUGAAGUGAACGAUACUGGGUUCGAUUCCCGGAUUGCUUAACAACUCGAAUGCAGACACAGCUAGCUAAAGUCCUAAAUAGGAAAAAACGAGCGCUCUGAAUUCUACUGCUAGCCACUUCCCAUUUUUAUUUAUUAAACCACUUUCAAUCCUCAUCAGAUGUACCAAACUAUUAUGUUUCAGAUUUGAAAGCAGUUCUCAUUACACCUUAUAAAAUGAAGUUGAUUAGAAUUUAAUGCAGAAAAUUUUAGUAAUUUACAUAACAAAGAUCCAAAUUCUACAAUCUACUUAACUAAAAGUUUAUUACUAGUUUAACAGAAGCUAACAGUAGAAGAUGAUUCCCUAAGUUCUAAUAAGAAGCUAUAACUAGUAGAUAUUAACCAUGUAAGGUCGCAUGAUAUGGUAAUUUUAUUGAUGUUAAAAAUGUACAUCAUUUAAUCCCAGAAUAGUGAUCUAAAGAUCAAGCUCUUACUGAGAGGUCUGAAGCUGUUGGAUCUUGAUUGCACUAAUAAAGAGUCUCACACUAAACUAGUACCGUUGUUUAGUAUUUUCUGCCUUUCAGCAGUUGUUCAAGCUAGAAUGUGAUGUAAAGUAACAAAGGUAAAAACGAAGAUUGAUUAAGAUGUUUCAGAUAAAUAUCACAUGACAAAGAAUGUGCUGGAAAAUCAAUUAACAUAAAGUCAAACAACCACGUAAGUGAGUUUACUUAGUUAGAUAAUAAGAUAGUUAAGUAAACAUUGAUUAUAACCAUGAAUAAUAUGUGUCAAG
This is a messenger RNA of Schistosoma mattheei, 2440 nucleotides long. NCBI's taxonomy places the organism in Eukaryota, Metazoa, Platyhelminthes, Trematoda, Strigeidida, Schistosomatidae. The record is from the annotation of a GenBank genome assembly.